GGCGCCCCUUUGUUGCAUGGCGCUGUCCGGCUGAGGGCAGGGCGGCCGGUCGGCCGGGCGCGCGGCGAUCGUUGCUGCCUCCCGCCGCCCCAUGAGCUCCCUCGCCGCGGGGGCGGCCCCGGCCGAGGGCCCCGCCGUGCCCUACGCGGUGGAGCUGGGGCUGACGGUGCUCCACACGGCGCUGUACGCCGCGCUCUUCCUCUUCGCCUACCUGCAGCUCUGGCUGCUGCUCUAUUACCGCGAGCGGCGGCUCAGCUACCACACGCUCUGCCUCUUCCUCUGCCUGCUCUGGGCCGCCCUCAGGACCACGCUGUUCUCCUUCUACCUGCAGAACUCGCUGCAGGCCCUCCGCCUCCAGCAGCCCUUCGCCCACUGGCUGCUCUACUGCCUGCCCGGCUGCCUGCUCUUCGCCGGCCUCUGCCUCCUCAACCUCUACUUCGCCGAGGUUAUAUUCAAAGUGAAAUGUGCAGCUGAUUUCAACAAGUACAAGCUUCUGCUGUAUCUGGGCUCCAUACUUACCAGCCUCCUCUUCCUAGUUGUGAACUUGACGUGUGCGAUGCUAAUCCACAGUGAAGUCCCUGAGAACCAGCUGAGGCGGACAGUCCUUGCCCGUGCUCUAGUCAAUGACAGCCUCUUCAUCCUCUGUGCCAUCUCGCUGGCUUGCUGCAUGUGCAAACUGGGAAAGAUGUCUUCAGCGAAUGUCUACCUCGAGUCUAAGGGAACAUCUGUCUGUCAAGCUAUUCUUGUGGGAUCUGUAGUUGCUCUUCUGUAUUCCUCAAGGGCUUGCUAUAACCUGGUAGCUGUGGCCAUAUCUCCAGACAGUGUUCCUGGUCCAUUUAACUAUGGCUGGGACAACCUUUCAGACAAGGUGCACGUGGAAGAGAGCAGUGAAGAAUACGUGGUGUUUGGAGUGGUCCUUUUCCUCUGGGAGCUGGUGCCAACGACUUUUGUAGUGCUGUUCUUCCGAGCUCAGAGGCUGAGUCAAAAUUUGACUCCAGCAGGAAUGGUCAAUAGUCACAGCUACAGCUCCAGAGCCUACUUCUUUGACAAUCCAAGGCGCUACGACAGCGAUGAUGACUUGUCACGGCUUGGGGCCAGAGAAGGAGGCUUGGCCACCCCUCAGUGCUCUGGCUGCUACGGGUCUCUGGCUGGGAACGACAGCUACACAGCGGGUCCCCCCCCCAGUGGAACUGGUACCGACAGUGCCCCGCUGCUCUCUGCUGCAGGCAGCUCGGAGCUGAGUAACCACCACAGCUCAUACCCUGCAGCACAGAACUGAAGAGGCUGCGAGGCCCCUUUUCUCCCAGAAGUGGCAUUCAUGUAUAGGAUUGUAACCUGGUUUUCUUUCCCUCUUCCCCGAAGCAUCUAACUCAUCGACACAAACAUUCCAUUACCUGCUGCAGCCGUAAGCAGGACGGAGCCUAUGGCUGCAGGCGGUAAGCGAGAGAACUGUGACUUCAAGGUACCAUGUAGCAAAGUGAAGCUGAACUCUCUGGAAGCUUUUUCUUGGUCUGGUCUUCAAGAUGUUGGCAGCUAAAUGCACCAGAGCUUCCUCACUAGAAAAGAAACAUCAAAUGCAUAUUUGCACUUUUAUCUGCACACUUGGAAGGAAUGAAUCUUGCUCAGACUGUGUCUGGUCUGAGACUGUUCUAGUUACUCUUUUAAUUGCACAUCCAUAGCUGGGAGAGGCACUGUCUUCCUGCAAAGAUGUAUUCCGUGAAGUACUCUGCAUCCUGACUCACGUGGGAGUGUGAAGCUGGGCUAACAGUGUUAUGGGCAGGGCCUCCUGCAGUGUGUUCGCGUGCCAUAUUCGCACCCUGGGGGGCUGCUGCCUCUGGGCUGAGAGCAGGCCUUCUCUGACUGCUGGUCCUUCCACCUGGAGGCUGAACCAUCCUGCCUGGGGCGGUGGGCUUGGAGCUGAGCUCAAAGCAUAUCUGUAGCAAAGACCUGUGAUGGUGAGAUCGAGUGCUCCUGGCACGUUGGUGACGUGCAGCCGUGUUAUGGCAGGGCUGCCUUGGGCUGCAGCGAAGGGAGGGAGCGAGGCUCUGCAGGCUGCUUCCUUUUGGGAAAGCUUAGGGCUGGAGCGGCCUCUGCAAAAGUGUGCCCAGGAACACGUGUGGCCUGAGCUGCAUGUGAAACUAGAGCUGCUUUUCCCAGCGUGGGGCCUCUCCUGUUGCCCCUCAGUACUGAGUUGCAUUUAGCAGAGGACAAGACUUUAAGCUGACCAAAUGUGAACCAGCGGGGUCACCGUGGAGGUGCAGGAUGCCUCUUGUUGUGGUGGCUGCACACGCAGUGGUAAAGCUACAGAAAUCUGGGCCCUGGGCUCUUUUCCUUCCUCUCCUGCCUCUCUCCUGAGCCUUGGCGCAGGCUGGGGACCUGGAGUCCUGCAGCAGCUGUGCUGGGGGCUCAGCAGUGCUCGCAGGGCUUGAGUGUGCUGGGUCAGGUGAGGAGGAUAUCGCUUUCCAGAUGCUUCUCCCUCUCUUGAACUGGAAUGGCCAGGUUUGACUUGGUUUGCAGCUCUGGGCUCUUGGAGAUGAGACUGUUUAAGACUGGAUGUUACUCCCAGCAUGUCUCUGAGCCUCCUGUGGGAUGAGCAGAGCAGCUUUGGCCACGUGCUUGGGUGGGAGGUGCUGGUCUUAGGCAAGCAGCUGCUCUGACCUCUAGUGAAAACUUGAACUGGAACUGCUUUUAACCUACUUGAAGCUGCUCAAACACCCACCUGAUGCUGGGAGAGCUGGCUGGCUGGAGGCCGUGCACCUGUGAGGAGCAGCACAGUGCAGCCUGGGUCUGCCUGAGGGGUGGCAGUGGGUGCUGAAGGCCCUGGGCAGCUUGUGUCCACAUGGCAGUGUGUGAGGAGCCCUGGGGCAGCCCUGGCCUCUCCUGCAGCCUUGCCCUUUCACAUGGCAGGCGCCCCGUCUCCCACCUUGCUUGUGUUGAGCUGAUGUCACUGGUUGCACUAGAACACCUUUCCUCUCGCUGUGCUGGUGUGUGGCCUCCAUGCUAACCUGCCUCACUCUUACUGGCCCAGAAAAAGAGCAACCUCUGCUGCUGUUCGGGGAGGGUGUUGAGACCACAGCUUCUGGCGCAUCCCUCUCCUUUCGUACUUGAACCAGAGAUCUUCACCUUGACUGCCACCGCUCCCCUGGCUGCUGUCCCCUGGUGUAACAGACCUGCCUCCUCCCUCCGGGCUGCACAAACAGGUUGCUCCAUCUCAAUCGCUGCUUGGCUUACAGCAAAGCUAACGAAGGACGCAGCCCGUCCUGUCCUUCUUCUGCCACAAGUCACCAAAGACAAGAAGUGACGCUGGCGGCCCCUGUUCUUGCUUAAAUUCCAAAGCACUCGGAGCACUUUAAGUUUUUCUUUGGAGGGAAGGGAGCGUAGUGCAAAAAAUAAAAAUAAAAAACUAAAGGGCUACAGGCUCAUUGUUCGUAUUGCACUGAAGCACACAACCAUUCGAUCUUCCUGGCGCUGGGCUGGCAGUGAGUCUCGUUGCUGAUGUACUCGUGAGUGAGUGGCGGAGCGGUUUGCUUUUAUUCACUUGUACGGAUGGCCGUUAAUUUCACAACUCUGGCUGCUCCUGCUGGGGUCGUCUCGUGUUUUACUGAAGUAAUUUAUAGCUGAGAAGUACAAUGACUUUUUUAAUGCAUAGUUGCCUUUCAUUGAACUUCUUUAUUAUUAUUUUUUUUGUGUGUUCUUUAACAGUGUUUUGGCUUUGCAGUCUGGCAGCUGCUGGCUGCGACAGGAAGCUGUGGCCAAUGAAUGUACCUAUUUCUUCUUCACUAAACUGUAACCAAGCACUACUAUGUUGAAAUAAAAACAAGUUUCUGUG
Messenger RNA from Lagopus muta (rock ptarmigan), 3829 nucleotides. It is a transcript of the gene GPR137C, whose product is annotated as G protein-coupled receptor 137C. The coding region runs from base 92 to 1279 and encodes 395 amino acids. Gene Ontology annotation, biological process: positive regulation of TORC1 signaling. Lineage: Eukaryota; Metazoa; Chordata; Aves; Galliformes; Phasianidae. Gene Ontology annotation, cellular component: lysosomal membrane. The record is from RefSeq and is a predicted model, not a curated record. The transcript has 7 exons.